Molecule: messenger RNA, 4392 nt
Organism: Pungitius pungitius (ninespine stickleback)
Lineage: Eukaryota; Metazoa; Chordata; Actinopteri; Perciformes; Gasterosteidae
Product: protein piccolo
Exons: 17
Coding region: 545-3673 (1042 amino acids)
Source: RefSeq, a predicted model, not a curated record
UUAGAUACCCUGAAUGUGAUAUUUAAGGCAACAGGUUCAUCUCCACUAGCACCAAACUCUAGUCUAGUCACUGCCAGACAGUAAAGUUAAUCGUAUUUAUCAUACCCAACAUCAUUUCGUAGAUGCCAAGCCCAAAAUGCAGGCUAGCAGUUUCCUAAAUGGUAAAGUUCUGCCUGUGAGGUCGUACGCAGGGCAAAAUUACAAACCCCUUUCAGAAUGCGCGGUUGAUUAGAAUAUAACUGUAGUCAACAACGCCAUUGUUUUGCUAACGUUAACGUAUAGGUUAACCUUACUAAAUGGGAGACAUGGCGAGCUCGCCAUCGUUUGCAGGAUGAUAUAAUGUCGGUCUUAUCUUAGUGUUUACAGACAAAUGCUUCCUGGACGCUAAACGAGCUGGAGCAGUUAGUGAAAACACAAUGAUAGCUAACGUUAGCUAAGUUAACCGUUAGCCUAGCAUCCAUUGCUGCUGCAAACAGUCGUAUAACGUUAACUGCCUUUGAAAGAUAAACUUAGUUAACGUUAGCGUUAGUUAACUUAAUGUUAAAUGGAGACGGAGUAUUCUAACCUGAGGAGACCAAAGAGGAAACUCUGCUAUCUCACAAACAAGACAAGUCCACCCAAAAAAUGGACAGACCCGCUGACAUUGGAGGACGUUGAUAAGAUUUUUGAUGACUUGGAUUCACCCUCACAUGUUAAAGAUGACCUUUUACCUUCGUCUAGUCUGCUUCCGACCUUUGAUACUGAGCCAAACCAGUGUGGCAGACAGGUUUCACCGCUCCCACAGGAUGGACAUCUAACAGAACAACUUCAGAGAUGCCAAAUGGGCCUUAAAGGUGAUUCAUUCCAUCCUGCAUCGGCACCCGGUCCUAAACCAGUAAUUGAUUUGGACGUCCCAUUUAAAGCACACAUGCCAGUGAAGACAUCCAGCCCUAUUGAAGAGAAGAUGGUUGUUGUUGAAGAGUUGGACAAUGAAAAACAUCACGUUGUAUCCCCAAUUCUCUUUGCCUGUGGAGAUGAAGGAGAAGAGGAGGCAAAGACGGAGCCCCUUCUCCUCCAAGAACCCCAGUGCAAUGGGCACGGCACAGAGGAAUAUCUUGACUAUGUGUUGGAGUCUCCUCCAAGCAAGGUUGUUUUCAACAAGCCCAAGAUACCCUGUCAUCAAAACAAGGCGGCGGGUUUGGGCACAGAAACUCUCACAGUCAAAGAAAAAAUCCUCAAGAAACCCCCAGCAUCUGAUUUGGAGGGCCAACGAAAAAGGAGGCAAGAAAGCACAGACCCACGUGUGUCAGCAGUAAGACAAGAACCUGAACUGGCAGCUCCCAAGAAACCAUCUGAAAUUGACAUGACUACUUUUCUCAAGAAGCUUAGAGAUGCUGUGCAGCCCAAACCCGCAUGUUCCAGGAUGACACCAGUGAAAGUACCUACUCUGUCUGCUGAGCUAGAGGAGGACUUCCUCAUUCUUGAGGAUGAAAAACCUCUUUGGUUUUCUAUCCCAACUAAAACUGCCACAAGAAAAAAACAGCGACAGGGCAGAACCUCCAGCUCUGACAAAGACAGUUCAACAGACAAGAGCAAGAAGGAAAGCUCGUUAGAGACGGCACAAAAACGGCAGGAAUCUGAACAGACUAAGGACACUCUGGGAAGCCAGUCUGUCCAUCAGAAAACCAAGAAGUCAAAAGGGGGAGGGACAAAGAAUAAGAUAGCUGAGCCUGGAAGUGAUAAAGACGGACUGUCUGGUCUUGAAGAACUCCCUGCAGAUGACUUAAUGUUUGAAGAGCAGCCAAAAGAAAAGCAAGGUAUUAAAAAUGCCUCUUCUAAAGGAGAAGAAGAAGAGCAACCGAAAGACGGAGCCGGGGGCGAAACAAAUAAAGAAAUAGCCCCUCUGAAGACUGAGAAGAAGGCUCAGAAGUCUUCUGACAUGAAGAGGCCAAAGUCUUCAAAAUGCAAGAGUGAAAAUGCAAAGACAAGCCGGGCUAAAUCCUUAAAGGGGGGCAGGAGAGUGACGCACGGAUCUGACGCCGUGAAAGAGACGAUGACGGCCCAGAAGGAACAAAGCUGGAGCAGUGAGGAGCACGCAGAGGCUGAAGACCUGAGCUCUCCUCCAGACGAAGAAGGUAAUUCUGAAGCUCAAACAGAAAAGGAUGUUGCAGAUGAAAAGGACAAAAUUAACAAACUCCCUGUUGCGUCCAAAGAGACCUCGUCUGAAGCAGAAGAUGUGAUUAAUUGGAAAAGGAAAAGGAGGCCGGUCGGACAGUGGUGGGCGACCCAACCGAUCACAGAGGAAGCAAAGCUUACGGACAGCCAGCCCACUGUCAAGAAGUCCAAGCAGCACAACCAGGAGCCUGUAAAGACAAAGAAGGACAGAGUUCUACAGAAAAAAAAACAGAUACAGCCAUCCCGUCCGAACCCAAAUAAAUCUAAAGGGAGGAAAACUAAACAGAGCAAAAUUAAAAAUACAAGAGAAGACAGUCGACCAGAUAAAGAACCGCAGCAUCAGGACCAGGAUGCUCUGUCUAGCCCUUUGGACCUCUCCCACAGAGACCACAGCUCUAACUUGGGGAAUCAGGUAUUUCAAAAGGUAUACCAUAACUCCUUGACUGAGAAAGUGUGCACCACAGCGGCGUCUGUCUCUCCCAGAGGGCGCCGGGAGGAACUCAGGGCCGCGGAGUCCGAGAGGAGGAGGAGGAAGCCUCCCGGGAGCUGGUGGCAGGUUGGCGACAUGUGUGAGGAAGCUGAGGGCGUCUCCCCCCGGCAGCAGCGGGCCGGACCUGCUAAGGACAGAAAAAAAGUUUCCAAACCCCGACCCGGGACUCCCAAAAACGGCAAAGCGGCGGCCUCGCCGAAACCACGAGGAGGUGCCGCCGCGCCUCUUCUGGCAACCCCAAAGACUGCUGGCCCCCUGGCCACGGUUAAAGGCUUCGAUGCCGCGGCCCCCGGGAGCGGGGCGGGUCGGAGGAGGAGCGGGCGCGGAGCCGCUGCUCCUCCUGCCCAGGACGCCGCCGUCUGCACGGUGUUCAGCGAUGGAGACUUGCUCGGUUUGGAUGCCGUGGAACCCCAAGACUCACACGACCGAUCGGCCAACAACGAGGCGCCGCAGGACAGCAACUUUCAGUCCGAGAACCAGUUGAAGUUCCUCAGAAGCGGGCCGUCCUCCAUGAUCGGGCUGAGGGAGUAUGAGGAGGACGAAGACAACUUGAUUUUUAUGGCGGACAGGUCGCCCGCUGCUCUCUCUUUGUCAGACCUGUGUGCUCCUCCUCUCAAACCGUUGAUCCUACAGCCGAAGGAUAAAGCCAACCUGACAGAGUGGUUUAGAAGUCUCUGGUCUGUUCCCGCCGACAAAGGUGGAGAGGUCUCUCCAGACCAGUUUGAGUGGUACUUCUAUCAAGGCCGAGCCAUUGGCUUCGUGUUGGACCUGAACUGUGGUUCCUUCUGUAAUGGAAAGAUCCUGCUGGGCUCCUACAUGAAGAAGCCUCUGUGGGUGGAUCACAGCGCCACAACAGUUUUUAACUUAUUAACAAGCUCUGUGAGUGUAACUAUCGACGGCAAGGAAUCCUGCUUUCAUCCCGGGCAAUCCCUCAUGGUGCCAUGUGGACAUGCCUACAGCAUCCAAAACGUCACGGCACAGCCUGCAGUGCUGUACUUCACCCGGAUACUAGCAGAAAGUUCGGAUUGAAGUUGUCACCCUGAAAGAGAAACACCCUGAGUAUGUAAAACAGAAAAGAGGACUUGGGCGGGUGCCAUUAUUUAAAAUGACAUUCUGUAUUGAAGUUGUAAAUAUAAGAUUGUUUUUUUUUAUCAACUUAUUUCAUUUAAUUCAUUCACCUGAUUCUGUUAAAACAAAAAUGAUUGUAAAUAAGGUGCUUGUUGCUGUUUUCAUUGAUUGCUUCCAGCCUCCAAGGGGCAGUGUACAGCUGUAUCACAUCAUCAUGAAAUCAAAAAACCACAUUUGUAUAUUUCAUGGUGCUGUAUAUUUGUUUUUGCCACCAGAUAAACAGUAAAGGACAAUUUGUUGUGAUUCUAAAAUACAUUACAGUACUACAGUGUUAAAAACCCUACAUGCUGUUAUUUAUUUUUUAUAUUUCCCAUUCGUUCAUUUGUAAUUGAUUUAGUUGUGCGUGCGGCUGCAGUACAUUUAACUUAACUACUUUAUAUCCUGUCGGGUAAUUAAAUCACCAUAGAAUCAAAGUUUACAAGAAGAUCAUUUGUAUUUGCUUUGUUCCCAAAGCAAAGAAAAACAAGCCCCUGCUGUCAAAAACAGUGGAGUAAAAUCCUUCUCUCUUUAGACAAAUAGUAAGUACUGCUGUUGUACUGCUAGUAGUACGAAGUACUGCUGUUGUAGUAGUACAUGGUUGAACAUAUGCAUUGCUUGAGGCAAUCAGCCCAUUAAUCUUA